Puntigrus tetrazona (Sumatra barb) is the source of this 6840-nucleotide messenger RNA. It is a transcript of the gene heatr5b, whose product is annotated as HEAT repeat containing 5B. Gene Ontology annotation, cellular component: Golgi apparatus; membrane; endocytic vesicle. Lineage: Eukaryota; Metazoa; Chordata; Actinopteri; Cypriniformes; Cyprinidae. Gene Ontology annotation, biological process: retrograde transport, endosome to Golgi; intracellular protein localization; endocytosis. The transcript has 36 exons. Bases 167 to 6304 code for a protein of 2045 amino acids. The record is from RefSeq and is a predicted model, not a curated record.
UGACGACGUUCUCUCCGUUCAUUGGCUGUAGAAGCGGAAGCGACGCGCCGUCACCCUUCCGCCGAUCUCAAUACAAACACUACACGGAGAGCAGUUGAGGUGUAAACGCGCUCUGUUAGCUCUCUGCCGCUGGAGUGCUGACCUCAGAAGAGAGCUGUCUGUCGGGAUGGAGCUGGCGCACAGUUUGCUGCUGAACGAAGAGGCUCUGGCUCACAUCACCGAGGCCAAGAGAGCCGUCUUCAUCUUCGAGUGGCUCCGCUUCCUGGAUAAAGUGCUCAUAGCCGCCAACAAGGUGGAUGUGAAGGAGAAGCAGAAGAAGCUGGUGGAGCAGCUCACAGGUUUGAUCAGCAGCUCUCCCGGGCCUCCCACCAGGAAACUGCUGGCCAAGAACCUGGCGGUGCUCUACAGCAUCGGAGACACCUUCACCGUCUUCCAGACGCUCGACAAGUGCAACGACAUCAUCAAGAGCAAGGAUGACACCGCUGCGUACCUGCCCACCAAACUGGCAGCGGUGGCGUGUGUCGGGGCGUUCUAUGAGCGGAUGGGCCGAAUGCUGGGCAGCUCUUUUCCUGAAACCAUCAACAACCUCCUGAAGGCUCUGAAGAGCGCAGAGUCUCAGGGUCGAGGUGAGAUCCUGCUCAGUCUUCAGAAGGUGCUCAGCGGUCUGGGAGGAGCGGCGGCCUCCUGCCACAGAGACAUCUACAAGAACGCCCGCUCCAUGCUGACCGACCGCUCCAUGGCCGUGCGCUGCGCCGUCGCUAAGUGUUUGUUAGAGCUGCAGAACGAGGCCGUGUUCAUCUGGACCACGGAGCUGGAGAACGUGGCCACGCUGUGUUUUAAGGCUCUGGAAGGCUCUACGUACAGCGUCCGUGUGUCUGUGUCCACGCUGCUGGGAACCGCCAUGGCCACCGCGCUCAUGCCCAAGCAGGCCACAGUCAUGCGUCAGAACGUGAAGCGGGCGACUCUGGAGGAGGUUCUGGAGCUGAUGGCCACAGGCUUCCUGCGAGGAGGCUCAGGCUUCCUGAAGAGCGGAGGAGAGAUGCUGAAAGGAGCCUCGGUCAGCCGAGAGGUGCGGGUGGGCGUCACCCAGGCGUAUGUGGUGUUCGUCACGGCUCUGGGCGGUCAGUGGCUGGAGCGUAACUUCGCCGUGUUUCUGUCUCACCUGCUGGAGCUGGUGGCUCACCCCCGGGCCACGCAGACUCACGUGGAGGCCGUGUAUUCCCGCCGCUGCGUGUCCUUCGCCUUGAGGGCGACUCUGGGCGGUCUGCUGGGGGAGAAAGCUCAGAUAGCCGCUGCCAAGGAAAUCUGCCUGGCCAUCGGCAAACAGAUGAAAGCCGUGGAGGCUGUGGUGAACGACCCCGCCAGCGAGGGCCGGGCCGGGGCCGCAGACGUGUCGGCCAGUCAGCACGUGAUGGUGUGUGCUCUGAAAGAGCUGGGCAGUUUGGUCCAGAGUCUGAGCGCCACCGCUUCUCCUCUGAUCCAGGAGCCGUCUGUCGGUCUGUUGGAGACGGUCAGCUCGGUGCUGCUUCACCCCAGCAUGGCUGCUCGUCUGGCGGCGGCCUGGUGUCUGCGCUGCGUCGCCGUGGCUCUUCCUCAUCAGCUCACGCCUCUGCUGGAGCGCUGCGCCGAGUGCAUCAACAACCUGAAGAACUCUCCCGAGGCGGUGAGCGGCUACAGCUUCGCCAUGGCUGCUCUGCUGGGAGGAGUACAUCAGUGUCCUCUGGGCGUCCCGCACUCCAAGGGCAAGAUGGUGGUGAGUAUAGCCGAAGAUCUGCUGCGCUCCGCCGCUCAGAACAGCCGUCUGUCUCUACAGAGAACUCAAGCCGGCUGGCUGCUCCUAGGAGCCCUCAUGACCUUAGGGCCGUCUCUGGUGCGCUACCACCUGCCGAAGAUGCUGCUGCUGUGGCGUAACGUCUUCCCUCGCUCUCAGAAGGAGCUGGAGGCCGAGAAGGCCAGAGGAGACUCCUUCAGCUGGCAGGUGAUGCUGGAGGGCCGCGCCGGAGCCCUGUGUGCCAUGCGCAGUUUCGUGGCUCACUGUCCCGAGCUGCUGACGGAGGACGUGAUCCGCAGACUGAUGACGCCCAUCGAGUGUGCCAUGACCAUGAUGUCUCAUGUUCCUGCGGUGAUCAAGGUUCACGGAGCUCAUCUGAAGGCCAGCGCUGCCAUGGUCCGACUCAGGCUCUACGACAUACUGGCUCUGCUGCCGCCCAAGACCUACGAAGGCAGCUUUAACGCUCUCCUGAGGGAGCUGGUGGCAGAGUUCACGCUCACUGAUAACUCGGCCAACACCACCACGUCUCUGCUGCGCUCGCUCUGCCAUUACGACGACAGCGUGCUGAUGGGCUCCUGGCUUCAGGAAACAGAUCAUAAGUCUAUUGAAGAUCAGCUGCAGCCCAACAGUGCGUCCGGCAGUGGCGCUCUGGAACACGACCCGUCCUCCAUUUACCUGCGUAUCCCCGCCGCCGAGGCCGUGCCCGGACCGCUGCCGCUCGGAGUGUCUGUGAUCGAUGCCUCCGUCGCUCUGUUUGGAGUCGUCUUUCCCCAUGUCUCCUUCAAACACAGGUUGCAAAUGCUGGAUCACUUUGCCGAAUGCAUCAAACAAGCUAAAGGCGUCCGCCAGCAGGCCGUGCAGCUGAACAUCUUCACCGCGGUGCUGAGCGCUCUCAAGGGUCUGGCUGAGAACAAGAGCAGUCUGGGCCCGGAGGAGGUGCGUAAGUCAGCCCUAGCUCUGGUGAUGGGUGCGCUGGACAACCCCAACCCCAUCCUGCGCUGCGCUGCUGGAGAGGCUCUGGGCCGGAUGGCACAGGUUGUGGGAGAAGCGUCCUUCAUCGCCAGGAUGGCACAGCACAGCUUUGACAAGCUGAAGUCGGCGCGGGACGUGGUGUCCAGGACGGGUCACUCUCUGGCUCUGGGCUGCCUGCACCGCUAUGUGGGCGGCAUCGGCUCGGGCCAGCACCUGAAGACCAGCGUUAGCAUCCUGCUGGCCCUGGCUCAGGACGCCACGUGUCACGAGGUCCAGACGUGGGCUCUGCACUCGCUGGCUCUGAUCGUGGACUCCAGCGGGCCCAUGUACCGGGGUUACGUGGAGCCCACGCUGUCUCUGGUGCUGACGCUGCUGCUGACCGUGCCUCCGUCUCACACCGAGGUGCAUCAGUGCCUGGGCCGCUGCCUCGGAGCGCUCAUCACCACCGUGGGCCCGGAGCUGCAGGGGACCGGCGGCAGCAUCUCUACGAUCCGCUCGUCGUGUCUGGUGGGCUGUGCUAUCAUGCAGGACCACUCCGACUCUCUGGUGCAGGCCGCGGCCAUCUCCUGUCUGCAGCAGCUGCACAUGUUUGCUCCGCGACACGUCAACCUGUCCGGCCUGGUGCCCAGCCUCUGUGUGCACCUGUGCAGCUCUCACCUGCUGUUACGGCGGGCCGCGGUGGCGUGUCUCCGGCAGCUGGCUCAGCGCGAGGCGGCAGAGGUCUGUGAAUACGCCAUGAGUCUGGCCAGGAGGGCCGGAGACGGCAAAGACAACACCAGCAUCAAUCUGAACAUCACCGAGACCGGUUUGGAAGGGGUUCUGUUUGGGAUGCUGGACCGCGAGACGGACAGGAAGCUGUGCUCGGACAUUCACGACACGUUGGGUCACAUGCUCUCGUCUCUGGCUGUGGAGAAACUCCCUCACUGGCUCAAGCUCUGUAAAGACGUGCUGGCGGCUAGCACAGAGGUCGGUGGGACCGUGGCGUCCGGUGGCAGAAGGAAGGAAGAGGAGGAAGACUCCGAGAAGAAGGACGAGAUGGAUGAUGACAUCAUGUUCACGUCACUGGGUCAGGAUGACAAGUCCAAGCCGUCCGUGGCUCCUCGCUGGGUCACGCGGGUGUUUGCCGCCGACUGUCUGUGCCGCAUCAUUCAUCUCUGUGAGAACGCAGACAAGGCCCACUUUGACCUGGCCGCUGCGCGCCUCGCCAAGCCAACAACCCCCAAGCGUGUGAUUGGCCUGUACGUGACGAGAGUGUCGUCUGCAGGGGACUUCCUGGUGCUGCACUUGUGUGAUCUGAUCCGCAUGGCCUUCAUGGCUGCCACAGACCACAGUAACCAGCUGCGCAUGGCUGGUCUGCAGGCCCUCGAGGACAUCAUCAAGAAGUUCGCCGCCGUGCCGGAGCCCGAGUUCCCGGGCCACGUGAUCCUGGAGCAGUACCAGGCCAAUGUUGGCGCUGCGCUCCGACCUGCCUUUUCUCCAGAUACCCCCUCAGACAUCACUGCCAAAGCCUGCCAGGUGUGCAGUGCGUGGAUAGGCAGCGGUGUGGUCAGCGACCUCAAUGACCUGCGGCGCGUCCACAACCUCUUGGUCUCCUCUCUGGAUAAAGUCCAGGCGGGCAAGGGCCAGUCCAGCCAGCUGUACAGCGAGAGCGCCACUACCAUGGAGAAACUGGCUGUGCUGAAAGCUUGGGCCGAGGUGUUCGUCGUGGCCAUGAACAUAAAGAAGGAGUCUCAGUCCAUGCCGGCGCGUCCUCCGAAGGGUGAGGAUGAGGAUGUGGGGGACGAAGGAGACGCUCUUCCUCCGGACAGCCUGAUGACGUUAGUUCAGCCGGAGCUGCCGUCUCUCAGCCGUCUGUGGCUGGCCGUGUUGAGCGACUACGCUCUGCUCACUCUGCCUGCGGAGUUCUCCAGUCAGCUGCCGCCUGAAGGAGGGGCUUUCUACACUCCCGAGACCAUAGACACGGCGAGGCUUCAUUACCGUAACUCCUGGGCGUCUGUGCUCCACGCGGAGGCCUUGUGGCUCAGCAGCACAGGCUUCGGUUCGGCUGAAGACUCUGUUGAGGGCAAGACUGCUCCCGUCACAGGAACUGUAGUGACUUCUGCUCCCGGCAAAAACACAGAUGACCUAGUGAAGGACAGACUGCACCUUCUCUUGGGCAUCAGUAUUGAGUUCCUGUGUUUCCCUCGGGCCGAGGAGCCCAUCGAGGAUGUGAUGUCGUGUCUGUUUGCCCUCUGCACACUGCUGGACUCUCCUAGUGCUCGGACACACAUCGCAGAGGACCAGUUGCUGGCUGUGGAGCUGCUCAAUGUGCUUCACCGGCUGCUGUUAACACGUGACCCUCCCAGCGUCCAGCUGCAGGUGACCACACUUGUGCAGAAAACCAUUCGCGCUGCCCAAGAGCAUCUGGAGCAUAUCAGGAGCAGCAAGACUGAUGAGGAGUGUGUCGGGGAAGGAGGAGAAACCGGAGAGCUGCUUCCAGGGAAAUCUCUGGUGUUUGCUGCGAUGGAGCUGCUGGUUUUUAUCUUGGUGCGUCACCUGCCUCAUCUAAAAGCUAAGGACGCAGACGGCGUUAGACGAGCUCCUCAGCACCUGUCUGACGACAGCAACCGUCUGGUAGCAGCCACGAUCACGGCCCUCGCCGAGCUGCCAGCGCUCUGCUCUCCUGCAGGGAGCAUGACCAUCCUGCCCACGGUGCUCUUCCUGAUCACUGGUGUGCUGAGAGAGACGGCGGUGAAGACGUCUGAUUGCUCAGUCCCUGUGCCCGUGUCUGCGGCUCUGCAGGCCAUCAAAACCAUCUUGAGCUCUCCGCUGGCCCCCAGGAGCCAGACGCAGUGGAGCGCGCUGGUCAGGAGCAGUCUGGCCACCGUCCUGGAGCACUCUCAGCCAGACGCGCGCGGGGCCGGCGUGGAUGAGGUCAGUCUGCUGACGGCCAUCACGUUGUUCCUGCUGUCGGCCAGCAGUGAGCUGCUCGGCGUCUCCGUCCUGCAGAAAGGCUGCAUCGAGCGCUUCAGACACGGACUGGACUCUGCUGACCCCUGGACUCAGGCCCGCUGUUAUCAGCUGCUGCUGUCCGUCUUCCAGCACUCGUGUCGCAGUCUCUCCACCCCCUACAUCCACUCGCUGGCUCCGGUGCUGGUGGAGAAGCUGAAGGCCGUCGAGCACAACCGUCCGUCCGCUCCUGCUGAACUACAGGCUGUGCAGGAAGGAGUUAAAGUGUUGGAGGGCCUCGUGGCCAUGGGAGAAGAACAGAACCGAGUUCAGUUGCUGGCUCUGCUGGUCCCGACCCUCAUCUCGUACCUGCUGGAGGACACCACCUUCUCCACGGCCUCCAGCUCCUCUAAAGGCCUGCAUGAGUUUGCCCUUCAGAGCCUGAUGCACACUGGUCCCUUGUACCCUGCUGCCUUCAAGACGGUUAUCGGAGCGGCACCUGAACUCAAGACGCGUCUCGAGGCGGCCAUCCGAUCCAGACAAGCCAACAGUAAAGCCAAGACUGCAGCCAGACAAACACAGCCGACUGUCCAAGCGGCUCCCACCAUCAAACUCAAGACCAGCUUCUUCUAGCCGCUGCUUCAGUCAGUAAAGGUUAAAGAGACAUUGUCGUAGGCUUCGGGUCUGUUACAAGCUUUAGUGCAUCUUCUUUGUUUUUUGGGCACUUUUGAAAUGCACCUUAAAUACACGUAAAAUCUAAAUGAAGAACUUCUUUUUCAAAGCUCACAUAACACAGGUGGAAAAUGACUAAAUUCCCAUUUACCUGAAUAUUUAAUUGAUCACAUUCCCAUGUUUUUUGUUCAUGUUCUGCAAUGUUGUGUGUUUGUUUGUUUUUUAAUUAUAAUUUAAAUCAACUUUUUCAAAGAUUGUGCUUGUGAUUUUGGUAACUGAUGAGCAUUGUUUUAAACUACUGUCUAGAUUAUUGAAGGUGUAAACUACUUGACUUGUGCUGUGGAUGUCAGUGUAUACAGAACUUAUCAGAAGUUUUUAAUGUUUUGCAGUCUGUAGGUAUGUUGUAUAUUUUAGGUUUCGUUUGAGCUUUUUAAUCAUUUCAUCGCAGUGUCUGUAUUUUGCUGUGUAUUCCUAAAGUAAAACCGUAUGAUACAUAA